AUGUUCCAGUCCUUCACGGGCAACUCACGCCGUCCGCGGCAGGUGAAUCUCGGAGGCCGCACUACGAACCCUUUCGCCGCAUACCCCGCCGGUCGACAGAACCCCCACGGAUCUGGCCCGCAGAAUACUCUGGCAAUUGCGCAGCAGGAGCGCUUAGCGAGACAACAGGAAAGAGAACGGCUGAAUGCUAGUCGGAUCAUCCAGCGGACAUGGCGGGGCUAUCGGUGUCGGAGGACAGUGCGGCAGACAUUUCGUACAGAGUGGGAUGCUAGGGAGCAGCAGAGAUCGGGGCAACUGCCGCAGUUCGAAGAGCUGGCCAAACGCUCGGAUGUCACCCUGGAUUCUUUGACUCCGUAUGGGACUGCGGCGGAAUGCUUAUCUCAGUUACGGCUGCUAGUCCAAUUCAUGGAGCCACGGGAGAACGGGGACAUCGUCCGACUCGUUUGGUUCUCCCGUGCCUUUCAGCAGACCCUGCAGGAAGUGCCCACGAUUGCGACCGAAGGGGAAUGGACGACUCCGUUGAGGCGGCUCGCACGACUGACUCUGAGGGUGUUGCAGUUGGCGACCUCGCCUUCAACGCCUGCCUUUGCCACGGUCCCUCUGUUGAAGCUGCUGGUCUUCUUGACCGGACUUAUACCGAAACAAGUGGCACGGCUUGCACAGGUGUAUUACUCCGUUAUGGCGUCGCUCACGAAGAACAUCGGGUCCCUUGCCGACAGGUCUCAUCUAUCCGGAGACCAUCUCGCCCAUAGCGUUCUAGCUCUGCUGCGACCGAUAACAUCAGAAACUCUUACUGCGUAUGAGUGGUUUGCAAAGAGCUAUCUAACCGUCCCGGAUCUCCGGUCCUAUCUAGGGACGCUGGACACAUUGGCCAACAACAUCAACUAUAAGCUACUCACGUCGGUGUUGGGCUCUUUACAGUCGCAAGCUCUUGAUCCAAACCAGACUUCCCAGGAUGUAGAGGCUCGUCUCUGGCUACUUGCUUAUUUCAUCUACUUCCACCGAUAUGCCCUGGGUGGUCAAGCUGGGCAGCAAGCACCGGAACCAGAGUUUGUGAAAGUGAUCUCAGAGCUGCUCAAUUCCACUGCAGUCCACAUCUCGCGACGGCUGGAGUCCGAGGAUGCUGCUGAUGAAGAUUCUGUUGAGCGAACACCGCUGCACCCGUUCGUCAAGGAGCAGCUGGUCAGUCUGGUCAACCAGAGGAGUAUUACUGGACUUCUAUCCCAGCUCCAGUCCACCACGUUGUCCCAGGGCGAGCUUGCAGAUGCGCAGUCAGACGCAUCCAGAGAGGCCAAAAUCUUGGCUACGUACGCGUUGACUCUUUUGAGGGUCUUUCCUAGACGGGGAGAUGACAUCCGAAUGUGGUUGUAUUUGGGAUCUGCCACAUCUAGUGACCAGACGACGGGUGGUCCAGGCUCACGCAUUCCUGCGAUUAAAUAUUUCUGGCAGGCGUCUCGAGCCAGCAGAAUUUUUGCGACCAUCAGCCAGGACUCUACAAAAGUGUUGUCGUUACUGAAGCCUGCGAAUGAUUCCAAGGAUGCCAGGGGUUCGAGUAUGUCACAGACUGAGAGAGACGAGGAAUGGAUGAUCAUUCUUCUUUUCCUCGAGCUUUACACGUUCGUUUUGAAGGUGAUGGACGAUGAGGAGUUUUUCUCAAGCGAUUCCUCAUUCACCGCCUCUUCGAACACGCAGAUCUCGUGGACCAAGGAGAGUGCGUUACCGCUGAAGGAUAUCAAAGACAUGACCGUCUUCCUCAAGAACCUGGCGUUUACUUUGUAUUGGAAUUCGGCCGAUCUCAACGAAAAUGAACCUACAACGCACGAUACUGGAGGAAUUCGCAGUUAUUUCGGCUCUCUUCCCCCUCCAUCCGAGUCGAUCACAAGUGUCAAGGAUCUUGAACUGAAGAACAAGGAGAAAGGCCUACCGGGCGUCACUGGGAUACCGUUAGAUUACUUCAAAGGCCUGGUGACGGGCCUGCUACGGAUGAUCCAUGAACGUGAUUCGAGGCGCAAGUUCCUUCCAGAGGGACACUGGUUAAUGACCAACCGUUUUGACAUGGAAGGUUUCAUACCGGCUGUCGUGGCGGAGGAGGAGAAUAGACAUCAACUUCAGGAUGACGAAGACGAAGAAGAUCCGGACUCCCUCAUGGACGACGCAUACUAUGAGCCAUCUCUGGGACUGAUUGGGACCGGACGUGCCCAGCAAACCCGCCGGAUUGAGGCUCUUCGCCGACGCCAGCAACAAGCCGCUCGAAGAAAGCAGCUGGAGGCCGUGGCACCUCGGCUGGAGAUUCUUCGAAACAUGCCGUUCUUCAUUCCUUUCCCGACACGUGUGCAGAUAUUCCGCGAAUUCAUCUACCGUGACCAGAUGCGAAGAAGGCAGGGUUUUAUUGAUCCGGAUGCCUGGCGGAUGUCCGUGGCCCAUGCUUCCAUGGGCCGUCUUCUUGAAGGGCGUUCGGCGGCGCAGGACAUCCUCAGUCGACACCAUGCGAACAUCCGGCGCGAAAGCGUGUUUGAGGACGCCUUUGAUCAGUUCUAUGAGCUCGGCGAGGGCUUGAAAGAACCGAUUCAGAUCACGUUUAUUGACAAAUUCAACACAGCCGAGGCGGGUAUUGAUGGUGGCGGUGUGACGAAAGAAUUCUUAACCAGCGUCACAAAUGAGGCCUUCCGAUCCACGAACGAUUCCAACCUCUUUGAGGAGAACGACCAACACCUGCUUUAUCCGAACCCCGCGGCGGUGGAACGGCAGCGACAUCUGCUGCGGCAACUUGGGUUCACCGAGGGUAGUCCGGAGUGGAACGACGGGAUCCGCGAGUUGCUCCGGCGAUAUGAGUUCCUGGGACGGGUGAUCGGCAAAUGUCUCUACGAAGGGAUCCUGGUGGAUGUAAACUUUGCGCCAUUCUUCCUGCUGAAGUGGGCGUUGACCGGGGGUACUGGGUCCGCCCAGCGCGAGACUGCAUACCGGGCUAAUCUGAAUGAUCUGAAAGACCUUGACCAGGGUCUGUAUCAGGGAUUGCUCCAACUGAAAAAUUACCCCGGAGAUGUGGAAGAUUUUGCUUUGAACUUCACGGUCACGGACACGAUUCCCCUUGCGGAGUCGGAGAGUCGCACGGUGACGCGGGACUUGAAGCCGCACGGGUCGGAGAUCCCGGUGACGAACCAGAACCGACUGGUGUAUAUCUCGUACAUAGCACGGUACCGUCUCCAGGUCCAACCGGCGUUACAAACCAAUGCUUUCUUGCAAGGACUGGGUCAGAUCAUCCAGCCGUCGUGGCUGUCGAUGUUCAACCAGUCGGAGCUGCAGACCCUGGUGCGCGGGGAGUCCGGGGACGUGGAUGUGGCAGAUCUGCGACGGAACACGCUCUACGGUGGAGUGUACAGCAUCGGUGAUGACGGGAAAGAGCACCCGACGGUCCAGCUCUUCUGGGAGGUAAUGGAGAAGAUGACGAACGAGGAGCGACAGAAGGUGUUGCGGUUUGUGACGUCGACACCGCGUGCCCCGUUACUGGGAUUUAGUCACCUCAACCCGCGGUUCAGCAUCCGGGACUCGAGUGACGACCAGGAGCGACUCCCAAGCACGAGCACAUGUGUAAAUCUGCUCAAGUUGCCGCGAUAUACUGACGCCAACACUCUGCGGGAGAAGCUGCUGUAUGCAGUAAAUUCGGGGGCCGGGUUUGACCUGAGCUGA
Molecule: messenger RNA, 3687 nt
Organism: Aspergillus terreus NIH2624
Lineage: Eukaryota; Fungi; Ascomycota; Eurotiomycetes; Eurotiales; Aspergillaceae
Exons: 2
Coding region: 1-3687 (1228 amino acids)
Biological process (GO): ubiquitin-dependent protein catabolic process; protein polyubiquitination
Molecular function (GO): protein binding; ubiquitin protein ligase activity
Source: RefSeq, a predicted model, not a curated record